AGAAGAUAAUGCCGAUACAAAGUCAAAUACGCGACAUUCUUCUUCUAUGUAUCAGUGAACAUGAUAGAAUUGUAACUUGUUUUUGCAAAAAAUGUGAGUAACCAACGAGGGGUUCUUUCCUGCAAAAAAAACGAGGGGUUCUUGCUCUGCGUUUGUUUCUUGAGUUGAUCAGCUAGACAUCUUGAUGAGUUGAUGAUUAUUUAAGUCAAGUAUAUGUGUUGUAAUUUGGAAUAGAGAUAGGACAAGUGAGGGAUCGAUGACUAUAAGCACUGCAGAUUCGAGGCCUAUCCCAAGCCUGCCUGCGGAUAUUAUUCUGGAGAUCCUACAAUGGCUGCCCGUGUUGUCUCUUUUGCGGUUCAGGUCAGUUUGUAAGUUGUGGCUCUCUUUGAUUUCUACUCAUGAUUUUAUCCAAACCCACCUUUCUAAAUCGACUCAAUUUACUCACCCUAGACUGAUUUUAAGCUCCCUCGACCCUCAUUUCAACAUUUUCUCUGUUGAUGCUGGGCUUAUUCAGCCCAGUUGCGAGGAGCUUGAAUAUCCUCUGAAACAACUAGGUGUAUUAGUCCGGAUUGUAGGUACUUGUAAUGGCUUGGUUUGUGUAGCUUUCGAAGGUUCAUUGAUUUUGUGGAACCCUGCCACUCGGAAAUCAAGAAGGGUUUGCGAUUCUGAAGUGAAAUUGCGACUCAGAAGUCAUUCAGAAUGUGUUUAUGGGUUUGGUUAUGAUGAAAGUAAUGAUGAUUACAAGGUUGUUGAGAUCAAAUGUAGUUCCAAUUAUCGCGGACCUUGUACAACUGAACUCAAAAUGUAUAGCUCAAGGUCCAAUUGUUGGAGAAGGAUAGAAGACUUUCCAGUUGGCAUUUCAAUUAAUAAGUCCGGAAAGUUUGCAUAUGGAGCUCUGCAUUGGGUUACUAGGCCACCUAGUUGUCAAGAUUCAUGGAUCAUCGUCUCUCUCGACAUGACAAGGGAGCAUUACGGAGAAGUUGUGCAGCCAGAUUAUGGAGAGGGCAACUGCAGUUUGACACUAGGAAUGUUGGGAAAAUACUUAUCCAUCCUUAUUAGUUGUCAGAAAUGUAGGUGGGAUGUUUGGGUUAUGAAGGAGUACGGUGUGAAAGAAUCAUGGACAAAAUUAGUUACCAUCUUGAAUAUGGAUGAUCCGUACGGAUAUCCGUAUACACCGUUGUACAUUUACGCCAAUGCAGAUCUUUUGCUGAAAUUUGUGUCGCGUAUUGUAGUGUACAAUAUCAAGGAGGGUGUAAUGGAUCUUGCGAUUACCAAUUUUACUGGUUGUUAUGAUUGUUAUGAAGCAGAUACUUAUGUUGAAACUCUGGUUUCACCUGAUAUCCAAACAUGAGUUAGAAAUAACAUCAAGAUCGAUUAGAAUACCUCCUGAUGCUAAAACGGUAAACAGACUACAUUUGUGCUGUUUUCACUGUAUUUGUAUUGUUAAAGCCAUGCAUCAGCAUGACUGGUAAAUGAGGCUUUUCACAAGCUACUUGUAUGAUAAAUAUUUGAGAUAUUCACGGUUUGCACCCAUUUAAAGUACGAGACCAAAACGAAAAAGCUAUAAUGGUCGCAAACUGCAGAUAUCUCUAAAUAUUUUUGUUACAUAUCAAAAUUUGUAAUGUUACUUUUUCACUAUGUAUAUUAAAUUACGGUUAUAUAUGUGUGUGCCAAUUUGGAGUUUGUGGAUGA
Molecule: messenger RNA, 1692 nt
Organism: Daucus carota subsp. sativus
Lineage: Eukaryota; Viridiplantae; Streptophyta; Magnoliopsida; Apiales; Apiaceae
Product: F-box/kelch-repeat protein At3g23880-like
Exons: 1
Coding region: 257-1351 (364 amino acids)
Molecular function (GO): protein binding
Source: RefSeq, a predicted model, not a curated record